Messenger RNA from Trichechus manatus latirostris (Florida manatee), 1245 nucleotides. RefSeq names its product protease associated domain containing 1 (gene PRADC1). The coding region runs from base 294 to 860 and encodes 188 amino acids. Lineage: Eukaryota; Metazoa; Chordata; Mammalia; Sirenia; Trichechidae. The transcript is spliced from 5 exons. The record is from RefSeq and is a predicted model, not a curated record.
UCUCAGGGCGGGGCUGAGGUGAGGGCUGGUAAUUGCUGUUCAGAGUUUAAACCAAUCAGCCGUCGGCCCCACUUCUCUUGACCAAUGGGAAGUAGGCUAAGGCGCAGAGGCGGAAAGGGUGGCUAUAUGAGCAGCAGUCAAGCCAAUCGGCCGUGGGCCUCGUUCCCGUUAGCCAACUAGCCAAGAGAGCGGAUCUGUGGGCGGGAGGUCGGAGCAGCUAUCAGGUUGAAGUCCAGCGAAGGACGCGCGGCGGGGCGCCGUGAGAAAACGCAGAGCCGGGCUGGGGCCUGGAAAUGGUCCCUGGGGCCGCGGGCUGGUGUUGUCUCGUGCUCUUGUUCCCCGCAUGCGUCGCGGUCCACGGCUUACACAUCCAUGACUACUUGUACUUCCAAGUGCUGAGUCCUGGGGACAUUCGAUACAUCUUCACAGCCACACCUGCCAAGGACUUCGGUGGUAUCUUUCACACAAGGUAUGAGCAGAUCCACCUUGUCCCUGCCGAACCCCCAGAGGCCUGCGGGGAACUCAGCAACGGUUUCUUCAUCCAGGACCAAAUCGCUCUGGUGGAGAGGGGGGGCUGCUCCUUCCUCUCCAAGACCCGAGUGGUACAGGAGCAUGGAGGGCGGGCGGUGAUUAUCUCUGACAACGCCGUUGACAAUGACAGCUUCUACGUGGAGAUGAUCCAGGACAGUACCCAGCGCACAGCCGACAUCCCAGCCCUCUUUCUGCUCGGCCGAGAUGGCUACAUGAUCCGCCGCUCUCUGGAACAGCAUGGGCUGCCAUGGGCCAUCAUUUCCAUCCCAGUCAAUGUCACCAGCAUCCCUACCUUUGAGCUGCUGCAGCCACCCUGGACCUUGUGGUAGAAGAGUUGGUCCCACAUUCCAGCCAUAAGCAACUCUGGGCUGGGGAGGGGAAACCUGGGAGUUCUGCUGGUCUGGAGUUGAGGAGAGCAUUUGGGGACGGGUGGGAGCCAGGAAAAGGCUUGGGCCUUGGCUAGGCUGAAGGAGGGAAGCUGCACCACUGGCUUCCCUGCCCAGGCCCCAGGGCUUCUGGCUAGGAUCUGGAAGAAAAGGCGGCCUGAGAGCCAUCUGUGACAUGCUACAUCCCACCUGGCACCAGCCUCCCCACCCAGGGUCUUCUCACAAUGCCAUUCCCAGCCCCUCACCCAAGAGUUGCUGGAAUGGUUUGAGGAGCUGGUGUUUUGGGACUCAAUAAACCUUCACUGAUUUUUUAGCAAUAAAGCUACUU